Molecule: messenger RNA, 1035 nt
Organism: Oryzias latipes (Japanese medaka)
Lineage: Eukaryota; Metazoa; Chordata; Actinopteri; Beloniformes; Adrianichthyidae
Gene: ap4s1
Product: adaptor related protein complex 4 subunit sigma 1
Biological process (GO): protein transport
Source: RefSeq, a predicted model, not a curated record
GCUGCUGCCACGAGGGGGCAGUAUUCACACAUCAGAACAUCGUGAACCAUAGAAGAACACCGACGCUAAAUAGGGAAAUAAUGGCUUCGUUUCGUUGUUGAUUUAAUCAUAAAGCUGUCUUUAUCUGCCUCAUCUCCAUACGUUAAAUAUGAGGCGGUGAAAAAUCACAUGUUUUGUUUUUUAUUGUUUAUCUGAGCUCUCGGGCUACUAUAACCAGACAUCGGCGCUUGGGUCGAGCUCCUCUGUGGCCCAAAGAUGAUCAAGUUUGUCCUGAUGGUGAACCAGCAGGGUCAGACCCGGCUGUCCAGGUACUACGAGUCCGUGGAGCUGAGCAGGAGGGCGGCUCUGGAGGCCGACGCCGUCCGCUGCUGCCUGAGCCGCAAGAAGGACCAGUGUUCUUUUGUGGAGUUCAAGGACUUCAAGCUGGUGUACCGGCAGUACGCCGCCCUCAUCAUCGUGGUGGGAGUCUCAGACGGCGAGAAUGAGCUGUCCAUCUAUGAGCUGAUCCACAACUUUGUGGAGGUUCUGGACAAACACUUCAGCAGGGUGAGUGAACUGGACAUCAUGUUUAACCUGGACAGCAUCCACAUCAUCCUUGACGAGAUGAUCCAGAACGGACACAUCGUAGAAACCAACAAGAACCGCAUCCUGGCUCCGCUUACCGCCAUCAACAAGAUGGCUGAGGGGUGAUGGGUCCUGCAGAACCUGGUUCUGGUGGGUCCUGCAGAACCUGGUUCUGGUGGGUCCUGCAGAACCUGGUUCUGGUGGGUCCUGCAGAACCUGGUUCUGGUGGGUCCAGAACAGAAGAGGAAUAAAGCCUAAUCAGGUGAAGACCACAGCUGAAGUUCCAGAAUUUCUCAGGAAGUCUGCAUGGAAAACUGUUUUUACAAAAUAAAAAACUUUAAAAACGGAACAUUGAUUGUAAAACACUUCAGUUUAACUGAAUUCAUGCUUUUAUAUCUGUGCCAAAAGCCAAGGUAUAUAGGUUUCUAUUUCCUGUCCCUUUCACAAUAAAAUUCUUGGGUGAAAGAAAAA